UCCCGCCAUUAAAACCAUUCAUUUCUCUCUCCUUUUAUUAUUUAUCAUCAUCAUCAUCUCUUUCUUUUCUUUCUCUCUCUCUCUCUCACCCAACCUCUUCUAUAAAUAGAUCGAAUAAUACAGAGAGAUAUGUGUUUUUGCUAGGGUUCUCUUCAAAUAAAUCAAAAAGAAAGAGAGAAAUCAACAUCAAGCAGUUGACAUAAGCAAGUAGCUAGCUAGCACAGAGGCAGAGGGCUCAACUCAUAAAUAUCCAUCAUCCAAGGCUUUUCAUUCAUUCAUCAUCAUCAUCAUCUCAGACACUCAAGAGAGAGAGAAUUUCAAAACAUGGUGAGAGAGAGAGACAUCAUGGGCACAUACUCAUCAUCAAGAGCCUGUGGUGGGGGAGACAUGAAUGAGAAACCUGCAUGGCUAGAGAGGUUGAUGGCUGAGACAUUCUUUGGUGCCUGUGGGGUCCACCAGGAUCGCAGGAAGAACGAGAAGAACGUCUUUUGCUUGCACUGUUGCCUUAGCAUCUGCCCCCACUGCCUCUCUUCCCACCGUUCUCACCCUCUACUCCAGGUGCGAAGGUAUGUUUAUCACGACGUGAUUCGAUUAGAUGAUCUGGAAAAACUCAUUGAUUGUUCCAAUAUUCAGCCCUAUACUAUAAACAGUGCCAAAGUAAUAUUCUUAAAUCAGAGGCCACAAUCAAGGACAUGCAAAGGUCCUGCCAAUGCUUGCUUCACUUGUGACAGGAUUCUUCAGGAGCCAUUUCAUUUCUGUUCUCUAUCAUGCAAGGUUGAUUACAUGGUGUACGCGGGUCAAAGCUUGUCAAACAUUUUACAUCGAUUCGAUGAAUCUGAUUUUGCAAUAUCGCAGUUCGAGGGUUUAAGAGUGGAUGGUUCAGAGGUAACUGAUGAAGAUACCCAGAUUGCCCCUAGCUCCUCUUACUCCAACACUGAGGCCACCAGCAAUUCCGUAAUUUCAUGUGAACCUAAUAACAACGUGAAGAAGGGCAAGGGCAACACCUUCCUUCCAGGGAUCGUCCUUUCUCUUGGCAGUAGAAGAAAGGGUGCCCCUCACAGGGCCCCCCUCUCCUGAAUCACCACCACCUUCUAUAUUAUUAUCAUCAUCAUUAUAAUAAUAAAAAUCCUCAAAUUUUAGUUAAUAAUAUAUUAUUAUUAUUACUAUUAAUUAGUAUAAAGCUAUGGCCACAAUAAAUAUCCGGGUUUUAAUUAUUAUUUGUCAUAUAUGUAUGGUAAAAAAAAAACUAUAUGUAUUAAUAUGUGCUUUCUUUAGUAGAUUUUAAGGGCGUGGUCAGUUUUAAGGGCUGUUUUAUGAAUGAAUGAAGGUAUGGUAUGUGCAUGAUGCAUGAUGCAGGGUUAGGAUUCUCCAUUGUCAUCUUUGGCGGUUGUUGAAACCACCGAUUUUGUAUUGGAUGCCAUGGAAAUUUGGCUCAUGCAGUGUUUAUCAGAUGUGUUGUAUAAAUGGAAAACACCUUAUCUUA
Messenger RNA from Vigna angularis (adzuki bean), 1483 nucleotides. RefSeq names its product protein RGF1 INDUCIBLE TRANSCRIPTION FACTOR 1. The coding region runs from base 325 to 1077 and encodes 250 amino acids. Lineage: Eukaryota; Viridiplantae; Streptophyta; Magnoliopsida; Fabales; Fabaceae. The record is from RefSeq and is a predicted model, not a curated record. The transcript has 4 exons.